AUGGCUGCCGUCUCUGAAAUCAACUGCGAUGACACCCAUUCCAAUAAUCGGUGGGCCAUCGUCGGCCAGGGCAUGUUCGCACUUCGUGAGAUCAACCAGAUAGAAAGGGAAAUGCGCUCCUACCUCCAGUGGCUGCUCAACAUCGAGCCCUCAGCCCUCAAGGAGUUCGAGCCCAAGCCCCGACGCGACUUCAAGGGCUCCGGGCCGUAUCCCACCACUCGUUACCCGAACGCCGUCGCGACCGGCCCGUUGGACGUCGCCGUCGCCUCCCAGAACACCGACCUGCUGCGCUGGCACUCUAAGCUCGACACCAACCACCUCCGGAAUCCCAUUGUCAAAGCCGAGCGCGGUAUCGGAGGGCUGAGCGAGGGGGCGAAGGCGGAAACGACUCACGAGCCCGGUGCGGAGGUGCAUGCCUGCAACCGCGCGUGCGAGGCACCUGAGCCGUUCGACGCCGAAGGCAAGGCGAGCCCGCUCUUCGCGCCCGUCAAGCCUUGCGCGCACCCAGGCUGGCAAGUCGUCGUCAAUCGGUUGGUCUGUGGUCCCGAACGUCAAAGUCAGGCUGGUUGGGCCGCGCGUACGGGUCUUUUGGUGGUCGCGGUGCAUCCUUACACCGGGGCGUUCGCGUGCAAAGCGUGCGGUCUUUGGCACGACUAUUUCGCCAAGAUCAUGGCGCUUUGA
This is a messenger RNA of Epithele typhae, 681 nucleotides long. RefSeq lists its product as uncharacterized. The transcript has 4 exons. The record is from RefSeq and is a predicted model, not a curated record. Lineage: Eukaryota; Fungi; Basidiomycota; Agaricomycetes; Polyporales; Epitheliaceae. Bases 1 to 681 code for a protein of 226 amino acids.